AUGCUCACCCAUUCCACCCCAUCCUCCACACUCCCACCACUCCUUGGCAACCGUACACGACCAGAUCCAAUGCCUAUCGCGUUCGACAAACGUUCCUCAGAGGAAGAGGACGCCGCAGAGCGCAGGGGUGUACGCAAGCGCAAGCGGCUAUCAAAGGCAUGCGAUGCCUGUCAUAAGUCAAAGCGUCGAUGCGAUGGUCGAUCUCCUUGCGCGAACUGUGAAUUCGCUACCAAAACAUGCGUCUACACGGACAGCCUCGGACGCGCUGUCGCAGCACCCCACGCCCGCUCAGAGGACCUCGUAUCCCUUCUCUUCCCCCGUCCUGCUUUGGCUUCGCAGCUCACCUCCCCCUUGCGCUCCGCUCCCUACCCUCCGCAGGGCGUCAUGGGUCCUCGCCCAAUCGCCAGUGGACCGCUGACUCGCCCAUCUGGCGGGCUACCGGUUAAUAUCAUGGUCGACACUCCCCAGAUGUUGAAGGAAGAAUAUCCUUGGGCGAAAACCGAGGAGCUGCGCAAGGCCCUCACAGACGUGAUGCCUAAUACAAGGAUCACGGUCGAUCCAACCAUCAAACUUGAGCUGACGAACAUCUUCUUCAACAAGUGCACACCGUACAACCUGAUGAUCCACAAGCCCACGUUCUUGAGCAUGCUCACAAAUGGCAGCUUGCCAAAUUACAUCCUUCUUUCUAUCAUGGCAUUGGCCGCGCCCUAUUCUUCCCAUCCAGCACUGCGUAUCCUUUCUCCCAACGGUCGUCCCUGGCAGCAGGGUGAGAUCUUCGCGGAACCGGCGAGGCGCGUGCUCCUCGAUCGUACGGGGAACGUUCAGCUGGAUUAUACCCUGGAAGUGGCCCAGGCAUUGAUUAUGCUACAUGUUCACGAAGUUUCUAUGAGGCGUUCGUCCGGUGCCAACGGCCGUUACAUGACAAUGGCUCUUGACAUUCUGCUGCGCUUUGAGACUCACCGCCUGGAUGCUUCAGGGGCAAUGGGUGAAACCACAGAACCGACAAAGGCUCUACUUGCUGAAAGCUAUAGGCGGACGUUUUGGCUCAUCUAUUUCAUUGAGUCCCUCUGUUCGACGUUCACCGAACGCCCGCUCUCUUUCAAGGAAUCUGAAUUCGCCGUCCGGCUGCCGAUGAAAGACAGUCGAUUUGAAAUAUUUGCGGAUGCUGAACCGCCGACGGAGUUCCUCCGACCAGGGGGACAAGAUGUCACUGAGCCGGGGGCGUUUGGGUAUCUUGUUCGCAUCACCUCGAUCUACGUGCGCAUCGCAGCGCUCAUUAUCGAGAGUCAGAACAUUGGAAUGCUGCGGAACACGGAAACUCACCGUCGUCUUACGACACAGCUGCAGGAGUGCGAGCGAAGCCUGACGGACUGGCAAUUAUCUUUGCCGUUGAGACUCCGGUUCAACGAAGCCAACCUCCGCAUGCACAUCCACAUGUACCACAUUGCUGGCGGCUUCGGUUGGGCAUUUGCGUACAUGCAUGCGCUCUCAGAAUGUUGCAUGCUGGCGAUCUACGAGGUCUUUGACGAGCCGCCGAUGACGCGUUCCAAGCAGGCCAUCGCAAACCUGAUGAUCAUUUUGGACUGGCUUGAACCAAAGGGUCGCUCCAACAUUGCCACCGCUUGGAUACUCCUUGCCCUCUUACAGCACUAUGACCGUGCUCGGGUCGAACCGGACGCUCGUGUGCAGGAGUGGUGCCACGAGUACGAGGCCCAAUACGGCAUCAAGCUGGACGAUAUUCGGAGCCCCUCCUUCCGCCAGAACUGGAUGGGACCGCGGGUCCACGCACCGCGACUGAUCAAUGGCCAAGGUACACCGACUUGGCAGGCUGUCGGGCAACCUUUGUCGACUUCGGCCGCUCCUAGGCCCAGCCUGCAUAUUGGGACUACGAACCACUACGACUACCCCAUGGGUGGCGGGCCGGCCCACACUUAUGGGCCCACAUUCCCGCCCCCCAGGACGACGCAUACACCGUACAACGGAAUAACCAUGGACCCCUUACCUACACCAGCGACAUCCCAUUGGCCUGGUGAUCAGACACUGGGGCCGCUACCUUCGUUGCCACGGAUAUUCGACAGGCAGGAAGUGUCUGCCAUGCACCUCUCACCAGUAAACCAAGUUUCGCCAUACACCAUGCCGUACACCGAUGGCUACCUCUCUGGCCCCAACGCCCUCCCACAUCACCACCAGUACCCCUCGAAUCACAGUUUUCGUAUCCGCACGAAUGGGCUUCCGGCGAGCAGCUUAGAUUCCCUUUCCGGAUCAACUACGGAUAGGUUCACCUCCGUAUCCCCAGCAGAUGAACAUGCCCAGCCCGCGAAACGUGCGCCUGUCGGCCUUGGAUGGUUGGCAGACGAGCCACGCGCAGAGCGGAAGGUCGGCUUGCUUGAUUAG
Molecule: messenger RNA, 2394 nt
Organism: Dacryopinax primogenitus
Lineage: Eukaryota; Fungi; Basidiomycota; Dacrymycetes; Dacrymycetales; Dacrymycetaceae
Exons: 11
Coding region: 1-2394 (797 amino acids)
Biological process (GO): DNA-templated transcription; regulation of DNA-templated transcription
Cellular component (GO): nucleus
Molecular function (GO): DNA-binding transcription factor activity, RNA polymerase II-specific; DNA binding; zinc ion binding
Source: RefSeq, a predicted model, not a curated record